This is a messenger RNA of Eurytemora carolleeae, 663 nucleotides long. RefSeq names its product apoptosis-inducing factor 2. Gene Ontology annotation, cellular component: cytoplasm. Bases 28 to 642 code for a protein of 204 amino acids. The record is from RefSeq and is a predicted model, not a curated record. Gene Ontology annotation, molecular function: flavin adenine dinucleotide binding; electron-transferring-flavoprotein dehydrogenase activity. NCBI's taxonomy places the organism in Eukaryota, Metazoa, Arthropoda, Copepoda, Calanoida, Temoridae. The transcript is spliced from 8 exons.
AAAGUUUUACUUAAUUUCAGAUAGAAAAUGGGUAGCGGAGCAUCAAAGGAAGAGUUGAGGACUAGAGAUGUCGUCGUUAUUGGAGCAGGAUAUGGAGGCAUACAGGCGGCGCUGUCUUUGAAGAAGGCUGGAAUACCGUUCAAGAUCAUCGAUCCUAAGGAGUAUUUUCAUCAUUGCGUAGGAGCUCUUAGAGCAUCUGUAUUUCCAGAGUAUGCUAAUAAGGUGGCAAUACCACUCAAGGAAGCUUUUGGAACUAGUUUCGUUCAGGGCAAAGCUAUAAGCUUGGAUACAGAAAACAAAAGUUUGAAGCUUGAAGAUGGUCAGGAGCUGAAGUAUACUCAUUGUAUCAUUGCAGUUGGUAGCUUAGGUCCUAUACCUUGCAGGUCAACACAGACUUCAAUAUCUGGUUUAACUGAAGAGUAUAAGAAUAUAUCAGAAGAAAUCUCCAAGGCCCGAAGCAUCAUGAUAGUAGGAGCUGGAGCAGUUGGAGUAGAGAUGGCGGGUGAGAUAAGGGAGAAGUACAGUGAAACUAAGAUUACUAUUGUAAGUAGUCAAGAAACCCUGGUGGCAGAUUUUACACCAAAGUUCCAAAAAAACAUAAAAAGCAUUCUGGAAGAUCAAAAUAUUCAGGUGUGUAUGUAAAAAAAUUUCUUGAAAAAUAAU